Armigeres subalbatus is the source of this 1260-nucleotide messenger RNA. Its product is annotated as ATP synthase subunit gamma, mitochondrial-like. NCBI's taxonomy places the organism in Eukaryota, Metazoa, Arthropoda, Insecta, Diptera, Culicidae. The record is from RefSeq and is a predicted model, not a curated record. Gene Ontology annotation, molecular function: proton-transporting ATP synthase activity, rotational mechanism. Bases 171 to 1064 code for a protein of 297 amino acids. The transcript is spliced from 4 exons. Gene Ontology annotation, biological process: proton motive force-driven ATP synthesis.
CCAAAAAGGGGAAUAAAAAGUUGCUUUGCUGAAAAAAAAAAGAAAACCUGUGUGCGACCAUCUUUCUUGACAUCCGCAACUAUCGGACGAAAAAAGUUCCGACCGACCGAGAAAACUCAGGCUAAUUUCGAUCGUUUUUUGAUUCGAGUAAUUCCGAAGAAGAACGCAAAAUGUUCAAGUCCGUCGUUCCGGUUUUAGCUCAGGUGCCCGCAGAGGUAUGCCUCGGUCAACAGAACCGUGGAAUGGCUACUCUGAAAGCCAUUUCGAUCCGCCUGAAGUCGGUCAAGAACAUCCAGAAGAUCACCCAAUCCAUGAAGAUGGUGUCCGCGGCAAAAUACGCCCGUGCUGAACGCGAUCUGAAGCAGGCUAGGCCUUAUGGCGUAGGGGCUCAACAGUUCUACGAGAAGGCGGAAGUGGCUGCCAAGGAGGAAGAACCGAAAAAGCUCUACAUUGCCAUUACUUCUGAUAGAGGUCUGUGCGGAGCUGUGCACACUGGUGUGGCUCGUCAUAUCCGUGGCGACCUGGCAGCCGAUCCCAACAUCAAGGUGGUCUGUGUCGGUGAUAAGUCGCGUGCAAUUUUGCAGCGUCUGUACAGCAAGAACAUCGAAAUGGUCUGUAAUGAGGUGGGCCGUUUGCCACCAACCUUCCUGGAUGCUGCCAAGCUGACCAACGCCAUCCUCAACCUUGGAUACGAAUACACUGACGGCAAGAUCAUCUACAACAAGUUCAAGUCAGUGGUGUCGUAUGCCGUCGCUGAUAUGCCCAUCUUCAGCUUGAAGUCCGUGGAGUCUGCAGAAAAAUUGCCGGUUUAUGAUUCUCUUGAUUCGGAUGUUAUCCAGAAUUAUCUGGAAUUCUCGUUGGCUUCGCUGCUUUUCUUCGCCAUGAAGGAAGGAGCUUGUUCGGAACAGUCCUCACGUAUGACUGCUAUGGAUAACGCUUCAAAGAACGCCGGUGAGAUGAUUGACAAACUAACUCUGACCUUCAACAGAACCAGACAGGCUGUCAUCACUCGUGAGUUGAUUGAAAUCAUUUCCGGUGCUUCGGCUCUGGAGAGCAAGGAUUAAGCUUGUGGUAUGCUUCUGUGAAUGCAAUUGUUCAAACAACAGGUUCUGCAAUAUAUCUGCUUACGGCUAUUGCCAACUCAUAACAACAGAGUGGCUACGUUAAUGCAGGACGUUGUAUUUCGGUAACAAGUCACGCGAAUUUCUUGAUUGGGUUAAAUAGUACACAGAUAUUCGAUAAAAUCUUAUUAAACUAAAA